Lichtheimia ornata is the source of this 735-nucleotide messenger RNA. RefSeq lists its product as uncharacterized. The transcript has a single exon. The record is from RefSeq and is a predicted model, not a curated record. The coding region runs from base 1 to 735 and encodes 244 amino acids. Lineage: Eukaryota; Fungi; Mucoromycota; Mucoromycetes; Mucorales; Lichtheimiaceae.
AUGCAACUUCCAGCACCGAUCAAAAACUCUGCCACAGCCCUUAUCGGCGAACAAUGCUACGUGUCCCUGGUGGAGGAGCUCGACUUGUCCAAUGUCGAUUGCAUCAAGUAUACGAUAUCGAAGGGCCUUGGACUUGGCAUCGUCGUUGGUGGCUCCAUUGUAAAGAUUCCCCAGAUCUUGACCAUCUUGUCUAGUGGCUCUGCUCGUGGAUUAUCAUUGAUGUCUUAUAUCCUUGAAACGCUCAGUUGCAUUAUCACGUUUUCCUACAACGUCCGACAUGGCAACCCCUUUAGCACUUAUGGAGAAACAGCCUUCUUGACGGUACAAGAUAUCAUCAUCACGCUCAUGAUCCUUUAUUACGCUCGACAAUAUGGUGCCACUGCUGCAACUCUCAUUGGAUUCUCUGCUGUCAUCUAUGGACUCAUUUAUAUGGUGCCUUCCGUAUUAAUGUCGAGUUUAUACGCUGCUACGAUCCCUCUCAGUUUGGCAAGCAAAGUACCUCAAAUCUAUACCAACUUUGCCAACAAAUCAACUGGUCAGCUCUCUGUAUUCGCCGUCAUCAACUACUUUGCCGGUACAACAGCACGUGUCUUCACCACUAUGACUGAAUUGGAUGAUCCAUUGAUGCUCACGGGAAGCGUCUUGGCUAGCGUGCUCAAUGGUAUCUUGGCUAUCCAGGUGUUCUUGUAUUGGGGCAACAAGAUGGCGGACGUUAAGCAAAAGAAAUCAGAAUAG